Molecule: messenger RNA, 1725 nt
Organism: Drosophila nasuta
Lineage: Eukaryota; Metazoa; Arthropoda; Insecta; Diptera; Drosophilidae
Gene: Cndp2
Product: Cytosolic non-specific dipeptidase 2
Exons: 6
Coding region: 141-1577 (478 amino acids)
Biological process (GO): proteolysis
Molecular function (GO): metallodipeptidase activity
Source: RefSeq, a predicted model, not a curated record
CCCGCAUUCGCACGUUAAAAGCCGGAUCGCAAAGACGUCUGGAAUUUGUUGUUUGUGCCAAUUAAAGUCACAGGAAUUUAAGUAGUAAUAGUACGUGUUACUUAUCUUUGUUGCUACCAUAAAAAAGUGUGUGUUUAAAAAUGGCAGAGCUUUCAAAUGAAUUAAAGCAGUUGUUCGAGUUCGUCAACGGCAAGAAGGCUGAUUACAUCGAGACCCUGAAGACUGCAGUGGCCAUACAAUCGGUGUCCGCAUGGCCAGAGAAGCGAGGCGAGAUCGAUCGCAUGGUCGACUGGACAGCUGAUAAGUUGAAGGCACUUGGCACCGAGAUCGAGUUGGUUGAUCUGGGUAAACAGACACUGCCCAAUGGACAGGAGCUCCCGCUGCCUAAGGCACUGCUGGGCACACUGGGCAAGGAUAAGGCGAAGAAGACUGUGCUGGUCUAUGGUCACUUGGAUGUGCAGCCCGCACUCAAGGAGGAUGGCUGGGAUACCGAACCCUUUGAGCUCACUGAAAUCGAUGGCAAACUCUUUGGACGCGGCUCGACCGACGAUAAGGGACCUGUGCUGUGCUGGAUUCAUGCCAUCGAAGCGUACAACAAGUUGAACAUUCCGCUGCCAUUGAACAUCAAGUUUGUUUUCGAGGGCAUGGAGGAGAGCGGCAGCGAGGGAUUGGAUGAGUUGUUGAUGGCGCGCAAGGACGACUUCCUUUCCGAUGUGGACUUUGUGUGCAUCUCCGACAACUACUGGCUGGGCAAGAAGCGUCCCUGCCUCACCUAUGGACUGCGUGGUCUUGCCUACUUCCAGGUGGAGAUCGAGUGCGCCAAGAAGGAUCUGCACAGCGGCGUCUUUGGCGGCACCGUGCACGAGGCAAUGCCUGAUCUCUGCUACAUUUUGAGCACUCUGGUUGAUAAGGACACCAACAUUCUCAUUCCUGGUGUCAAUCGUGAUGUUGCUCCCCAAUUGAAGAACGAGGAAGAAAUCUACAAAAACAUCGACUUUGAAGUGGACGAAUACAAGAAAGACGUUGGCACCGAACACCUGCCCCACAACAGCGAGAAGACCCGCCUGCUGCAGGCCAGAUGGCGUUACCCCAGUCUCUCGAUUCACGGAAUCGAAGGUGCUUUCUACGAGCCUGGAGCUAAAACUGUCAUACCCAAGAAGGUCAUUGGCAAGUUCUCGAUUCGCUUGGUGCCCAACCAGGAUCCCAAGCACAUUGAGGAAUGCGUUGUCAAGUACAUCAACGACAAGUGGGCCGAGCGUGGCUCACCAAACCAAAUUAAGGUUGUCAUGUUGUCCGCUGGCAAACCCUGGACUGAGGAUCCCAAUCAUCCGCAUUACGAGGCCGCCAAGCGUGCGGUGAAACAUGUCUUCAAUGUCGAACCUGACAUGACCCGCGAGGGCGGUUCCAUUCCAGUGACUCUGACGCUGCAGGAGGCCACAGGCAAGAACGUCAUUCUGGUGCCCGUCGGUGCCUGCGAUGAUGGCGCUCACUCCCAAAACGAGAAGAUCGAUAUCUACAACUACAUUGAAGGAACUAAACUGCUGGGCGCCUAUUUGCACGAAGUGGGCAAAUUGUAGAGCGGAUUUUAUAGGAUCAUAUCCUAAGCUUACAUCACGAUGGAACAUCACAUUUUAAUUGAUACACAUAACACACGACUAAUCCUUGAAAAAUUUUUUACUACAUACGUUUUGUAUUCAACAAGCGAAUAAAUAUUAACAAACUGCA